ACUUCAGUUCUUCUUGGAAAAUCGAAUGUGAGACAUCAGCGUAUUUCGUGAAUUCGUUCAAGUGUAACAUUUGGUGGGCUAUUAAUUAAAACGUGGCUGUGAUUUGUUGAAGAAUUUUCAUUUACUGAUUGUCAUCAUACUAUUUGUAUAAGAUAAAUAUUGCAUGGUGAAGAUGCGGUGGAGUCUGGUAGCGUUGGUGUGUGUGGUGGCGGCGGUGUACGCCGAAGAGAAGAAAGAAAAGGACAAGGAGAUCGGGACCGUGAUCGGUAUCGACUUGGGUACCACAUAUUCCUGUGUUGGUGUUUACAAGAAUGGGCGAGUGGAAAUCAUUGCUAACGACCAGGGUAACCGGAUCACACCCUCAUAUGUAGCUUUCACUCAAGAUGGCGAGCGUCUCAUUGGUGACGCCGCCAAGAAUCAACUGACCACCAACCCUGAGAACACAGUGUUUGAUGCCAAGCGUCUGAUUGGUCGGGAAUGGAGUGACACCACAGUUCAGCAUGAUGUUAAAUUCUUCCCCUUCAAAGUUGUAGAAAAGAACAGCAAACCCCAUGUCUCAGUUCUGACCUCACAGGGUGACAAAAUCUUUGCCCCUGAAGAAAUCUCAGCUAUGGUUCUAACCAAGAUGAAGGAGACUGCUGAAGCUUAUCUCGGAAAGAAGGUCACUCAUGCUGUUGUUACUGUACCAGCUUACUUUAACGAUGCCCAGCGUCAGGCUACAAAGGAUGCUGGUGUCAUUGCCGGUCUGAAUGUCAUGAGGAUUAUCAAUGAGCCUACUGCUGCAGCUAUUGCCUAUGGUCUGGACAAGAAGGAGGGUGAAAAGAAUGUUCUUGUAUUUGACUUGGGUGGUGGUACUUUUGAUGUCUCCCUUCUCACUAUUGACAAUGGUGUAUUUGAAGUAGUGGCCACCAAUGGUGACACCCACUUGGGUGGUGAAGAUUUCGAUCAGAGGGUCAUGGAACACUUCAUCAAGUUGUACAAAAAGAAGAAGGGCAAGGACAUCAGAAAAGACAACCGCGCCGUCCAGAAGUUGCGUCGUGAAGUUGAGAAGGCUAAGAGAGCACUGUCCUCCAGUCACCAAGUCAAGAUUGAGAUUGAAUCCUUCUUUGAAGGUGAUGACUUCUCUGAAACUCUCACCAGAGCCAAGUUUGAAGAGUUGAAUAUGGAUCUAUUCAGAUCAACCCUUAAACCUGUACAGAAAGUGUUGGAAGAUGCCGACAUGAACAAGAAGGAUGUUGAUGAAAUUGUAUUGGUUGGUGGCUCAACUCGUAUUCCCAAGGUUCAACAGUUGGUCAAGGAAUUCUUCAAUGGCAAGGAACCAUCCCGAGGUAUUAACCCUGAUGAGGCUGUAGCCUAUGGUGCAGCAGUGCAAGCUGGUGUGCUCAGUGGUGAACAGGACACUGAUGCCAUUGUGCUUCUUGAUGUUAACCCCCUAACCAUGGGUAUUGAAACUGUCGGAGGUGUAAUGACCAAGCUGAUCCCACGUAAUACUGUAAUCCCCACAAAGAAGUCACAGAUCUUCUCAACAGCCAGCGACAACCAACACACUGUCACAAUUCAAGUAUAUGAAGGUGAACGACCUAUGACCAAGGACAACCACUUGUUGGGUAAAUUCGAUCUUACAGGCAUUCCACCUGCACCAAGAGGCAUUCCACAAAUUGAAGUAACAUUCGAAAUUGAUGCCAACGGUAUCUUGCAAGUAUCAGCUGAAGACAAAGGAACUGGCAACCGCGAGAAGAUUGUUAUCACAAAUGACCAGAAUAGACUAACACCAGAAGACAUUGAGAGAAUGAUAAAGGAUGCUGAGAAAUUCGCUGACGAUGACAAGAAACUAAAGGAACGUGUAGAGUCCCGAAAUGAAUUGGAGAGCUAUGCAUACUCAAUCAAGAAUCAGCUCCAAGAUAAAGAAAAACUUGGUGCUAAGGUGAGUGAUGAUGAAAAGACCAAAAUGGAGGAAGCCAUUGAUGCUGCUAUCAAAUGGCUAGAAGAUAACCAAGAUGCAGACUCUGAAGACUACAAAAAACAGAAGAAGAGUCUGGAGGAUGUUGUUCAGCCCAUCAUCGCCAAGUUAUAUCAGGGUCAAGGUGGAGUGCCACCGCCGGGCGCGGGAGGUGACGAAGAAGACUUCAAAGACGAGUUGUAACCAAACAGACUGUAAAUUGUGUGAUCAUAGCCAAAUGUGAUCUCUUUAGGUCACCACAGAUUAUGUAUAGAGUGAAUAUCUUGCGUUAUACAUAGCCUGUAUGAACCAUGAAUGGAGGUGUUUAGCUCGAGUUGUGUAUAUUUAUUGUGUGAAUGUAGGUGAAUGAGGGUGUGCGGCGAGCGUUCCGCAGAGUCGAGAUCUGAUCCGAGUUUCUGUCGCCGCGCACAUAGUGUGCUAGAGCUGCGUGCCUGUGUGUGUUUAUUGUGUAAAAUAAUGCAUUUUUAUUUUAAAUAUUGAAGCAAUAGUUCCAUUGUGUGGAUCACAAAUGCCUGUAUCCAUGACUGUCUGAAUAUCGAUUCUAUCGUCUUCCGCGAUUUGUUUUUAUGUCAUCUCGAUGAAUCGAUCGAUCUCUAUGCUCUGUAGAGACUUAC
Messenger RNA from Achroia grisella, 2574 nucleotides. It is a transcript of the gene Hsc70-3, whose product is annotated as endoplasmic reticulum chaperone BiP. Bases 164 to 2143 code for a protein of 659 amino acids. Gene Ontology annotation, molecular function: misfolded protein binding; ATP-dependent protein folding chaperone; heat shock protein binding. Gene Ontology annotation, biological process: cellular response to unfolded protein; protein refolding; endoplasmic reticulum unfolded protein response. The transcript is spliced from 4 exons. The record is from RefSeq and is a predicted model, not a curated record. Lineage: Eukaryota; Metazoa; Arthropoda; Insecta; Lepidoptera; Pyralidae. Gene Ontology annotation, cellular component: nucleus; endoplasmic reticulum chaperone complex; cytoplasm.